UCCAACUGAUUCAGACUUGGGAAUAGAAGGCAGGGUUAUGCACUGCGUCGUAGGAGGGGCACACGCUUUUAUAUUAAGAAUAUCAAGUUUCUUCGGUCUCGCACCGCUACGGUUCGAGUCAAGAAGUAAUGGAUUUUCUGUUGGAUUAUCGAACGCUAUGUGCAUUUACAGUUAUAUCUUAGUUACAAUUCUGGUGAUAUGUACAGUAUUUGGACUGGUUGCCGAGAUAAAUGUAGGCGUGGAGCUGUCUGUUCGGAUGUCAUCAAGAAUGUCACAAUUCGUCUCCACUUGUGACGUGCUCGUCGUGGUCAUAACAGCCGGCGCAGGAGUGUACGGAGCGCCGAAGAGAAUGAGAAAUAUGCUCAAAUUUAUGGAGAGCGUCGCUUCUGUAGACAACAGUAUCGGUGCCCACUACUCGCUCGUAACGGAACGCAAACUAUGCGCCAUUCUACUGGCCAUCCUCAUAUUCUUCUCUGUGUUGAUUGCGGAUGACUUCUGCUUUUACGCAUUGCAAGCAAAGAAAGUGGAUAGACAGUGGGACGUUGUCACAAACUACAUUGGUUUUUAUCUCCUGUGGUACGUCGUGAUGAUACUGGAAUUGCAGUUCGCUUUCACCGCUCUGUCCGUGCGUGCGCGUUUUCAAGCCGUUAACGAUGCGCUGUCAUUAACUGCAAGACAUAUAUCAGUACCGGUUGAAAAGAUUAAAGAUCCAACGCCGCUGAACAUCUUCGCUAUACGAGUAGCCGCGGAGUCGCGUCGCUGCGCCAACAAUGUCAGUUUGCUAGUGGACACGAUGCCUGGGAAGGAACAUGCUGUUAUAAUACGAAAUACUGUAAGCAAAGAGCCAAAGCUGGUGGUACCACCUUGUGAAGCGAUCAGACGUCUAGCCUGCCUCCACGGGGCACUUUGCAACGUCGUGCACCGCAUCGACAACAGCUACGGCCUACCGCUCAUAGUGAUCCUCAUAUCUACACUUUUGCACUUAAUCGUGACACCGUACUUCCUUAUUAUGGAAAUUAUUGUCUCGACACAUCGGAUACAUUUCUUGGUGCUGCAGUUCUUGUGGUGUGCCACGCAUAUAAUCCGGAUGUUCGUUGUUGUGGAGCCUUGUCAUUAUACUAUCACUGAGGGUAAGAGGACUGAGGAGCUGGUUUGCCGCCUCAUGACAUCAACGCCGUCUACCGGCAUGCUGCCGUCACGGCUGGAGCUCUUCUCGCGUCAACUGAUGCUGCAAUCAGUCAGCUACAGUCCUAUGGGAAUGUGCACACUUGAUAGACCCCUUGUGGCAUCUGUACUUGGAGCAGUGACGACAUAUCUAGUAAUAUUAAUACAAUUCCAAAGAUACGAUGCCUGAUUUGUAAUAACAGUCACGACUGUAAAUAUUAUUUUUGUAAAUUUUAAUAACACCGGACUUACGUACGAACCGUGCGUUAGAAGUCAGUUCCUUUAAAUACAAACACUACUUUUUUUAAUUAUUUUUAUUAUUUUUUGUAUAAAGU
This is a messenger RNA of Vanessa atalanta (red admiral), 1499 nucleotides long. RefSeq names its product gustatory receptor for sugar taste 43a-like (gene Gr9). Lineage: Eukaryota; Metazoa; Arthropoda; Insecta; Lepidoptera; Nymphalidae. The transcript is spliced from 10 exons. The coding region runs from base 38 to 1354 and encodes 438 amino acids. The record is from RefSeq and is a predicted model, not a curated record. Gene Ontology annotation, biological process: sensory perception of taste. Gene Ontology annotation, cellular component: axon; neuronal cell body; dendrite.